AUGAAAGAGGAGGUGCGCCUCAAUGCCACUGAAGACCAGCAGCCCGGCUGGUUCCUGCCCAGCAAUGGCAGCAGCAAUUCCCUGUAUCUCUCCGAAGCUCCUCCUCCUCUUCCCUUGAAUCCUUGGGACGUGGUGCUUUGUGUUUCCGGGACCAUCAUCUCCUGCGAGAAUGCCAUUGUGGUGGCCAUCAUUUUCUACACCCCUGCCUUCCGGACUCCGAUGUUCCUCCUGAUCGGGAGCUUAGCCACCGCAGACCUGCUAGCCGGCUUGGGCCUCAUCUUCCACUUUGCCUUUGUUUACUGCAUCCAGUCCCAGGUGGUGAACCUCAUCACGGUGGGCCUCUUGGUGUGCUCCUUCACGGCCAGCGUGGGCAGCCUCCUGGCCAUCACCAUAGACCGGUACCUGUCCCUCUACAAUGCGCUGACCUACUAUUCGGAAAGGACAGUGACCCGGACAUACAUCAUGCUCAUCAUCACCUGGGGGGUCUCCAUCUGCUUCGGACUGCUGCCCGUCAUGGGCUGGAACUGCCUGAAGGACGACUCCACCUGCAGCAUCGUCAAACCCCUGACCAAGAACAACCUCAUCAUCCUCUCCAUCUCCUUCUUCAUGGUCUUCGCCAUGAUGUUGCAGCUCUACGUGCAGAUCUGCAAGAUCGUCUGCAGGCACGCACAGCAGAUUGCCCUCCAGAGACACUUCUUGGCCACUUCGCACUACGUCACCACCAGGAAAGGCAUCUCCACCUUGGCUGUCAUCCUGGGGACUUUUGCUUCCUGUUGGCUCCCCUUUGCCAUUUACUGCCUCCUCGGAGAUUACACGUACCCAGCUCUCUACACCUAUAUGACAAUACUCCCGGCUACCUACAAUUCCAUGAUCAACCCUGUGAUCUAUGCCUUCAGGAACCAAGAAAUCCAAAAAGUGUUGUGGACUAUCUGCUGCGGCUGCAUUUCUUCCACCAUGCCUUUCCGGUCCAGAUCUCCCAGUGACGUCUGA
Molecule: messenger RNA, 990 nt
Organism: Podarcis lilfordi (Lilford's wall lizard)
Lineage: Eukaryota; Metazoa; Chordata; Lepidosauria; Squamata; Lacertidae
Source: the annotation of a GenBank genome assembly